AUGGAUACAAAUACUCGAUGGCAUUUCAAUCCAUUCGAUCAAAAACAACCGUUAAGACAAGAAGAAAAUUCACAACAGAAGAUUUCAUCACGAAGUCAAAGUUUAAAUGAACUACGAGAACAACGGCGUCAACCGAAUUCCUUCAUUGGUCGACCACAUUCAAGUCGUGUAUGCAAAGAUGUUCGAUAUCCGAUCGUACACAAGCUUCGUAUCGACGAACUCUUUGAUUUUCGACAUGAAGAAAGGCCAAAUAUUGAUUUGCUUGUGCACCAUCUGAAAAAUGAAGGUCGUCUUGCUGAACCAACUUGGCGUCAUCUUCUUUCUCAAGCAAAGGCAUAUUUUCGUCAAGAACCUAAUUUAAUUCGUAUUCCACGUGACUGUACUAUUGUCGGAGAUAUUCACGGACAAUUUUAUGAUCUCUUAUCUAUAUUCGAGUUGGGUGGUCCGGUGGGCCAACAAACAUACGUAUUUCUUGGAGAUUAUGUUGAUCGUGGUUCUUUCUCUUGUGAAUGUCUUUUUCUUCUUCUAGCACUUAAAAUAUCGUAUCCGCGAUUAUUCAUUCUUUUGCGUGGCAACCAUGAAGCACGUCAAAUGACACAAGUUUUUACAUACAAAAAAGAAUGUCAAGUUAAAUAUUCUCUAGAUCUAUGGUACGAGUCCAUGUCAUUAUUUGAUUGUUUACCGAUCUGUGCACUAAUUGAUGAUCGAUUUUUAUGCAUGCAUGCUGGAAUUUCACCCCAUCUGAAAUCUAUUCAAGAUAUAGUAAGAUUAAAUCGUUUUCAAGAAAUUCCAUCUGAAGGUCCAUUAUGCGAUUUGAUGUGGUCUGAUCCACAUAGACCAUUCAAUGCUCGACAAACACCACCAUGGAUAUUUAAUAAUGCUCGAAAUUGUUCUUUCUUUUUCAACUAUAAAGUAUGUGAAAAUUUUCUUAUCGAUAAUCGUCUCUUAGCUAUUAUUCGUGCUCAUGAAGUUGUACCCAAUGGUCUACAUAUCUACGAUCGUGGAUCACUUUCAGACUUUCCCGUUUUGAUUAGUCUUUUUUCAGCACCCAAUUAUUGUGAUGUGUAUAAUAACACUGCAGCAUUAAUUGUCUACGAUGGUCAACGAAAUUUGCGUCCCGUUUAUUUUCGUCAUCGCCCGCACCCAUUUGUUUUACCGAAUCAUGAAAAUGCUUUCGAAUUUGCUCAUCGAUUUAUGACAAAUUAUGUACGAGAAAUUAUUUUAGUAUUAAUUCAAAGUUACACAAAACUAGUAGAUCUUUCUCAAAAUCAGAAUUCACACGAUGACGUAACGAAGCGUUUGAAAGUCAGAGAAAAGCUGUUGACUGAACAUAUACAAAAAUGUCAAAAGGUGAAUACCCUAAAUAUUCAACUAGGCAAUUUGGCGCCACCAGAACAAUUUCAAGAGAAAGCAUUAGAUAAUAAGAAUAUUUUCGAAGAAGAAGUUCCUUUACUUAGCAAAGCGUUCGACAAUGAUCCAGAAGCGACAUUUGAUUCAGCAUCAAAAAUAGAUGCUCUAUAUGAACAACGUGUGUGUUGA
This is a messenger RNA of Rotaria socialis, 1539 nucleotides long. The record is from the annotation of a GenBank genome assembly. NCBI's taxonomy places the organism in Eukaryota, Metazoa, Rotifera, Eurotatoria, Philodinida, Philodinidae.